GACUUUGCCUCCUGUCCUCUCUUUAUCGCCACAUUUCUCUGCUCAGGGUCACUCCCGAUGCCUCGCUCUUGUUGGAUGGGAGACAGUGACACGCCACAGGCAGGAUGACAAACCAGCCGACAGCCAACUUGUCCAACACAAAGAGGGGAAAGCAGAAGGAGGAAACCACUGGAGAUGACAAUACUGAGCUUGCAUUUAAAGAUGCUGGCCACUGCAGCCGUAAUACCCACAACCUGCUCCUGGGACUCACUGUUCUUGGUGUUGUCAUGGGAGCAGUGUUUGGGAUGCUGUUGCGCUACAUGAUGGUGAAAGACGCUGCAGCCCUCACCAUGGUUUCCUUUCCAGGGGAAAUCCUCAUGAGGAUGUUGAAGAUGCUCAUCCUGCCUCUAAUCAUCUCCAGCCUUAUCACAGGUCUCGCUGGUCUUGACGCUCGCUCCAGUGGAAGAAUGGGAAGCAGAGCCAUGGUGUACUACAUGUCCACCACUGUGAUCGCAGCCAUCCUGGGAGUCAUCCUGGUACUGGGAAUCCACCCGGGGAACCCCAAACUGAGAGGCAGCACGAGGUCCACAGCCACAAAAAACCAAGAGGUCAGCAGCCUGGACGCUUUCCUCGACCUGAUCAGAAACCUCUUUCCUGAGAACCUGGUGCAGGCCUGCUUCCAACAGGUGCAGACGGUUUUGAAACAGGUGGUGGUCACAGCACCAAACCAAACUGAGCCCAUAGUGGAGAACAGGAAAAAACUGGAAUACAAAUGGGGCAUGAAUGUUCUUGGCUUGAUUGGCUUCUUCAUCACCUUCGGGAUCUGUAUGGGCAGGAUGGGUGAGCGUGGGAGAAUCAUGUGCGACUUCUUCAACAUCCUCAAUGAAAUCAUCAUGACGAUGGUUUCCAUGAUCAUGUGGUACUCUCCUAUCGGCAUUGCCUCUCUGAUUGCGGGUAAAAUUGCAGCUAUUGGGGACCUGGAGAUGGUUGCCAGGCAGCUGGGCAUGUACAUGGUGACUGUCAUCGUGGGCCUCGUGAUCCACGGGGGCUUGAUCCUGCCCGCAAUCUUCUUUGCCAUCACCAGAAAAAGCCCAUUUACUUUCUACUCUGGGAUUUUCCAGGCAUGGAUCACAGCUUUGGGAACAGCCAGCAGUGCAGGGACGCUCCCGGUCACCUUCCGAUGUCUGGAGGAAAACCUCAAGAUUGAUAAGCGUGUGACUCGCUUCGUGCUGCCAAUAGGAGCCACCAUCAACAUGGACGGCACAGCCCUAUAUGAGGCUGUGGCAGCCAUCUUUAUUGCCCAGAUGAAUGACAUAGCACUGGAUGGUGGACAGAUCAUCACUGUCAGUAUGACCGCCACCCUGGCCAGUGUUGGAGCGGCCAGUAUUCCCAGUGCUGGACUGGUCACCAUGCUGCUGAUCCUGACAGCUGUCGGGCUGCCAACUCAGGACAUCAGUUUGCUAAUUGCUGUCGACUGGCUGCUUGACAGAAUGCGUACCUCUAUCAAUGUGGUGGGUGAUUCGUUUGGUGCCGGGAUCGUGGACCACUUGUCAAAGGCAGAACUCGCGGAACUCGAUGCAGCAGAAAUGCUCCCGACAGAGGAAGAGUUGGAUUUUAUCCCUCCGCCGCCAAUCCUCACCGAAAUGGACCUCAUUGACCCCCUCAAGCCUCCAGAGCUGCCACCUCGGUCCCCUCGCCCACCUAAACUAAAUCAUCACAGCCAUGUUCUCUCCCAGUCCGCCACUUACUCACCUUCAUGUUCUAUCCGAUCGCCAUCACCACACUCCGUUCGCUCUCCCUCUCCACGAUCCGUCUGCUCCCAUUCCCCUCGACCUUUCCGUACUCAUUCGCCACGCCUCCUCCGCAGGAUGGAACCAGGCUACUCUGCCCUGCCUUGCCAUGAUAACCAGAUUUCCACAUUACCUCGCACUCACAGGGAGCGGGACAGGGGGCGGGACAGGGGGCGGGACAGGGAGCGGGACAGGGUCCGGGACAGGGAACGGGAGCGACUGAGACCCGAAAGUGAAACGGAGGAGGAGGAGGACAGAGAGCGAGUUCUGGGUGAAGUGAGCGACGGUGAGGAGAGUGACGACACUGCUUACGAUCGGCGGUGCGCCAUCCCACCCUGCGAUUUGCCAUAAUGCCAUAUUAGUCUGUUUGUCUCGGUUUUAUAACAUAUUUUUCCACUUUCUGCAUUGCUAUUUAGAAAAAUCCCGUAGAGGCUCAAAGUGGAAACUGUCACAGAGAUUAAAUCGCAUAUACCCUAAAUAUUGCGAUGAAAGUGGGGUCCCGUUGAAAUCUGGAACAAAGUACCUGAAGACGUUUUUGUAUUUUUCAUCAACCUAAGACGGUUCUGAAUGGCUGAAGUUCCUAAACUGUGUUAGAAAGAAAAUCGUCUCUGCUGUUGAUUAGAGGGGCAUGUUUCUGUUCUUACCAGACUUUAUUGCCCAAAUCCAAAGAAGUAAAUAAAAUAUUUCAACAUAGCAAUCGACAACAUGGGUGUCAAACUCCAUUCCUGGGGGUCCAACUUUUAGAUGUGUCCCUGGUCCAACACACCUGGGUACAAUAGCAGAAUUGCGAGAAACAUCUAGAGAAACAUCUAAAGGUUGUAGGACACUGAUCCUUAAGUACACCUGUGAUCCAGAAGAUUAACUUUACCUUUUUAAACAUUUUCACCGAAUUCCAGAGGUGACAAUAUUGGUCCCACUAAUAACUUUACAGCCUGGUUCUGUUCAAAAGCAACAGCUUUAACUGCAUCACUUUUCCAAAGCCAACAGUCAAUUAACCAUCGUGCUUUAUUACUAAAAUUACUUUUAGUUACAUAGGUUUAGGAAUUUGGACUAUCUUCAAAUUUGACUAACUUUGUGCAAUGCUCUGGUUGCACGAGUAGCAAACCUCCCCAUAGAAUUAUGCUGCCACCACCAUGUUUGACAGAUGAUACUGUUAUUAGGUAUAAAAGCUUCACCCUAAAUCCUUCAAACAUACCUAAUGUCGUUGUGGACAUUGUGUCUCUUCUGACCAUCACAUUUCUA
Girardinichthys multiradiatus is the source of this 3011-nucleotide messenger RNA. Its product is annotated as excitatory amino acid transporter 2-like. The record is from RefSeq and is a predicted model, not a curated record. Gene Ontology annotation, cellular component: plasma membrane. Lineage: Eukaryota; Metazoa; Chordata; Actinopteri; Cyprinodontiformes; Goodeidae. Gene Ontology annotation, molecular function: glutamate:sodium symporter activity; L-glutamate transmembrane transporter activity; neutral L-amino acid transmembrane transporter activity. Gene Ontology annotation, biological process: L-glutamate transmembrane transport. The transcript is spliced from 11 exons. Bases 105 to 2120 code for a protein of 671 amino acids.